AGUGGGCUCUCGCUCCAUUUCCGGUUGGGAGGAGAGGAGAGUAGUUCGGCUGGCAGAGCUGGGAUCAUGGCGUCUCCUUCACGUCGGCUCCAGACUAAGCCCGUUAUCACAUGUCUGAAGAGCGUCCUGCUCAUCUAUACCUUCAUCUUCUGGAUCACAGGUGUCAUCCUUCUGACUGUUGGCGUUUGGGGGAAAGUCAGCCUGGAUAUUUAUUUUUCUCUACUUAAUGAGAAUGCCACCAACGUCCCUUUUGUGCUCAUUGGAACUGGGGCUGUCAUCAUUCUCCUGGGCACUUUUGGGUGCUUUGCCACAUGCCGGGGGAGUACUUGGAUGCUGAAACUGUAUGCCAUGUUCCUCUCUCUUAUAUUCCUGGUUGAGUUGAUUGCAGCCAUUGUAGGACUGGUCUUCAGACACGAGAUAAAGAACAGCUUUGAACAUGGCUACCAGCAAGCUCUCCAACAGUACAACUCCACCGGUGAUGCCAGGAGCCAGGCUGUGGAUACCAUUCAGAGGACUUUGCAGUGUUGUGGAGUUAAAUCUUACAUUAACUGGGGUGAAACGCCAUACUACAAGGCGCAUGGUAUCCCCAUGAGCUGUUGCCGCCUUCCAGGUAACUGCACAGAAGCCGACAUGAAGGACUUGGUAAAAGCCAAAGAUAAAGUAUUUCCACAGGGCUGCAUAGCUUUGGUAACUACAGUGAUGGAGUCCAGAAUGGGCAUUGUAGCUGGGAUAUCAUUUGGGAUAGCUUGUUUCCAGCUUGUUGGAAUGUUUCUAUCCUGCUGCUUGUCCCGGUACAUAACGAACAACCAGUAUGAGAUGGUGUAGAUUCAGCCUGAUGCGGCAGGUAUUCAGUUUUUCAGGAAAUUGUUCAUUUUUAUGUGAAGCAUUGAAGACUCUGUCACUGGCGUAUAUCAACAUCUUCCUGGGAAAACCUCCUGCUCAGUGCAUAGGACUCUUUUUUUACCUCACUACUCAUUUGCUCUUUGUCUGUGGGUGCUCACUUCUGGAGCACUCUACUCUUAACAUUGACAAUAUUUUAACGAUAUCUGUACUCUAGCAUAAGCGAUGCAUUCCACAAACUGAUCUGCGGAUUGAUACACUAAUGCUUGUGGAAAGAUGGAUAUCUUGAUAGCACAUGCUUUACUUUAUGAAUUGAGUUAUGUUACUUCCUUACUCGUCUAGUAACCACACUAUUGUUAGUUUGUUUUGUAAAUUUUUUAUUUUUUUUUACAAUUCGCAUAAAGAACAAUUUUGUUGUUUGGUACCAUAGAUCCAAUAUUGGGUUCUAUCACUUACAGUAUUGAUCCAGACUAGACUCUUGCACAUACAUCUUAUUUGUCCUUUUAGUUAGAAAAAAGGAACCUUCAAGGAAAUGGUUUUUGUUUAAAUGUGAUAAUCAAGCAUACAUGUAAUUUGCUUGUCUAUGAAGCGGCAUUCAUAGAAAAUCCGACUGGCCUUCCCUGCCUGUAACUAUUACAGGAAUCAAUUUACUGUUUUCCUUGUUGAAACGGAGCCGAAAAUCAAAUUAUGGUCAUCAGCAGAAAUCUGCAAAGGUUAGCUUAAACUGGUUGUUGUUCCCUGUCUGUUCUCGUGUGGAGACUGCUCUGGUAAAUUUAAAAGAAAAAGAUAAGCACGUUUGCAUACACUUUUCAGCAUCUCUGUAUGUGCCCUAUGUGUGCACCCUUAGUAAUUUUCCCCUAGAAUGUUUUGGGAAGAAAAUUGACUGAGAGGACAAGCCUGAAAAUGGGUUUAGCGUACAGAUUGUUGCAGUACCAAUUAUAAGGUGUGUGUGUGUGGGUUUUUUUUUUUUUAAAUCCAUGCAUUCUUACAGAACAGUCAGCUCAACACCAAAACUAAAAAAAAAAACUUCAUGCUACUCCUACUUUGGCUAUACAAUCUUGCAAAACAAAAACCUCUCAAUUUUUCUGCCUUUACCUCUUCAGGACUAGGUAGCUCAUAACUUCUUUAUUUUUCUCUUUUUAUAGUUAGUAAAGUUACUGGGGUUUCUCCCAGAGAUCUGCAGUAUGUAGGCCAACCUGGAGCAGUUAAAGCAUUUGAUUAUGUAUGAGAUUAAUGCCCUGAUACUGGGGCAUUUAGUGUGUGUGUGUGUGUGUUGCCUCCAGAUGGAGUGUUAACAAAACCUUAAUUCUAAUUCUCUGAAAAAGUAAAUUUACAGACGUUAAAAAUUGUUUUGGAAUGCAUAUUAAAACAUUUUUUUUUUUUUUUUUUU
Pelobates fuscus (common spadefoot toad) is the source of this 2230-nucleotide messenger RNA. It is a transcript of the gene TSPAN6, whose product is annotated as tetraspanin 6. The transcript is spliced from 8 exons. Gene Ontology annotation, cellular component: plasma membrane. NCBI's taxonomy places the organism in Eukaryota, Metazoa, Chordata, Amphibia, Anura, Pelobatidae. The coding region runs from base 67 to 825 and encodes 252 amino acids. The record is from RefSeq and is a predicted model, not a curated record.